AUGAUACCAAAAGAAAUCUUUCAAGAAACUAUGAGACCAAUAUUUUUAGAAAUUACAUCAUUAAUUACAAAUCAACGUUCUUUAAUGUUUAAUUCAAGAUUUGAAUUAUUAUUUAAUAAACAAAAAUAUAAAGAUUUAAAAAGUUUAUUAAAUAAUAUUAGUAGUGAAUAUAUGGUUUUAGUUGGAUCAGAAUUUAUAAUUGAUAAUUGUCAAGAAGAUGAUGAAUGUAGAAAAUCAAUUGAAGAGAUAAAAUCAAUUAAAAUUCAAAAGAAAUCUCAAAGAUAUCAAAAUGAAACACCAAUUGUUUUUCGUAAUGAUAAUUCAAAACAAUUAAUUAAACAAAUGUAUAAUGAUUACCAUUUCUUAAUUUCAAAGCAUCCAAAAGCAAUGAAAUAUAGUUUUUGUGUUCAUCAAUUAGGUUGUUUAAUUUAUACUUUUGAUUUAUUUAUAAAUUUAAUGUCAAAUAUAACUAAAUACAUUUGGUCAAUUACUAAAACUAUAUUAAUUGAAAGAAAAGAUUCAAAUUAUCUUUAUAAUAAUAAUUUAAAUAGUUUAGAAAUUAGUAACAAUGAGCAAUAUACUUGUAUAGACUCUUCAACAUUUACUAGUAGUAGUAGUGAUAAUAAUUCAGAAGAUUUAACAAUACCUAUCAAUCGAUCACAAUUUAUUCGUCAUACUAGUAUUGGUGGUACAAAGUAUAAUAAUAUGUCACUUUAA
Messenger RNA from Dictyostelium discoideum AX4, 717 nucleotides. RefSeq lists its product as hypothetical. The record is from RefSeq and is a predicted model, not a curated record. Bases 1 to 717 code for a protein of 238 amino acids. The transcript is spliced from 3 exons. NCBI's taxonomy places the organism in Eukaryota, Evosea, Eumycetozoa, Dictyosteliales, Dictyosteliaceae.